Protopterus annectens (West African lungfish) is the source of this 1242-nucleotide messenger RNA. RefSeq lists its product as uncharacterized. The coding region runs from base 1 to 1242 and encodes 413 amino acids. The transcript has a single exon. The record is from RefSeq and is a predicted model, not a curated record. Lineage: Eukaryota; Metazoa; Chordata; Ceratodontiformes; Protopteridae.
AUGCUGGAGGAACUAGUGAAGUCUAGAAAAGCAGCUUCUAUCAAACAACAGGCAUCUAGUGCCUCUAACACAAACUACCAGCUCAAGGGAACUGAGCACAGACAGGCAUCCAGUACCUCUAGCACAAACUACCAGCUCAAGGGAACUGAGCACAGACAGGCAUCCAGUACCUCUAGCACAAACUACCAGCUCAAGGGAACUGAGCACAGACAAUCAUCUAGUGCUUCUAACACAAAUGAACACCUCAAGGGAACUGAGCACAGACAGGUAUCUAGUGCCUCUAGCACAAACUACCAGCUCAAGGGAACUGAGCACAGACAGGCAUCCAGUACCUCUAGCACAAACUACCAGCUCAAGGGAACUGUGCACAGACAGGUAUCCAGUGCCUCUAACACAAACUACCAGCUCAAGGGAACUGAGCACAGACAGGCAUCCAGUACCUCUAGCACAAACUACCAGCUCAAGGGAACUGAGCACAGACAAUCAUCUAGUGCUUCUAACACAAAUGAACACCUCAAGGGAACUGAGCACAGACAGGUAUCUAGUGCCUCUAGCACAAACUACCAGCUCAAGGGAACUGAGCACAGACAGGCAUCCAGUGCCUCUAGCACAAACUACCAGCUCAAGGGAACUGAGCACAGACAAUCAUCUAGUGCUUCUAACACAAAUGAACACCUCAAGGGAACUGAGCACAGACAGGUAUCUAGUGCCUCUAGCACAAACUACCAGCUCAAGGGAACUGAGCACAGACAGGUAUCUAGUGCCUCCAGCACAAACUACCAGCUCAAGGGAACUGAGCACAGACAGGCAUCCAGUGCCUCUAGCACAAACUACCAGCUCAAGGGAACUGAGCACAGACAAUCAUCUAGUGCUUCUAACACAAAUGAACACCUCAAGGGAACUGAGCACAGACAGGUAUCUAGUGCCUCUAGCACAAACUACCAGCUCAAGGGAACUGAGCACAGACAGGCAUCCAGUGCUUCUAACACAAAUGAACACCUCAAGGGAACUGAGCACAGACAGGCAUCCAGUGCCUCUAGCACAAACUACCAGCUCAAGGGAACUGAGCACAGACAAUCAUCUAGUGCUUCUAACACAAAUGAACACCUCAAGGGAACUGAUGCCUCUAGCACAAACUACCAGCUCAAGGGAACUGAGCACAGACAGGCAUCCAGUACCUCUAACACAAAUUACCAGCUCAAGGGAACUAAGCACAGGAGGCAUCCAGAGCCUGUAACAUAA